UGGACGCUUCGACACGAUCUAUACCACGCCCAAGCAAGGCACCCCGCUUCAGCUGGUCAGCGAUCUGGCAACUAUCGACGGGACCACAUUGCCCAAAGGUGUACCACCAGGCCGUUAGUAACGAUCUGUACAUGCUCAAGACAAGGAGAGAAUACUUCAAGCACUACGACGCCUCGAACAAACGGUCUCAUUCCAGGCGAGAGCUGUGGCGAUAACGCCUCGGCCGCUGAGCCAACCGAGCACGCCAGUCUAUGGAAUAGCACACAGACAUCAUGAAUGCCCAUAGUGGAGUCGAGCCCGGGACCUCGAAGGCUAAGAAAGCUGCUAUCAGUCCUUUAUCGGUCGCGGGCCCUGGCAACUCGGCGCCAAUAUCGUUCUUCUUGAAGUCCGAGAAAGAGAUGGAGCAGACUACACGUAGAGGGCGGACAUCAUCGCGAGGCUCAGAGGCUCUGGCGCAGACUAGUGCCAUGGGCGACAGCUCGUUUGGAGUGCAGAGUCUAGAGGAGACUCUGAGACCCUUCUCCACCGAACAAUCACCGUCAAGAACCGAUAGUAUAAGUACCGAUCGGUCUUCCAAUGUAGACCGGACGGCGUCCGCAGGCCGUAAACGCAAGCCAAACCGAGUCCAUCCUUCAAUCAGAUCAGCCGGCCAAAGGAUCAUUAGCUCAGAUCAUUCAUCCUCGCAAACCUCGUCCACUUCUCCCGUGACGCCAGAGCCAUUUGCCCGCACCUUGGGCGUCCGCAGGGGAUCUGCAGGCUCAUCUGCCAACAUGAGCCAGCCGGUCACGCCAACCAGACUCAGCCCGCAUCCCGGAUCGGCAGCGUCCAGCACACCCCGCUCAACAUCGCCCAAGUCCUUUAGACUGAGCGACGAGGACGAGACUGGCAGUCAAGCCCUGCAGUCCUCGAACGGCGAUGAGGGCGACCAUUCGCUGCUCGAACGCACGCCACAGCUCGUCAUGCCUAGCCUAGCAAUGCCGACGCGCCGUCCGUUUACGGAGAAAGGAAAGCAGAUGGGCAGGGCCAAGAUUAUGGUCGUCGGAUCGAAGGGCAUCGGCAAGACCAGCCUCAUCACUUCAAUACUGCGCUGCAGCGAAGAUGUCGUGCAUGUUGAUCAUUCGGCCACGCCUCUGAAUAUUGGAGCAUCGUUUGCAACGGACGGAUCCGAACAGUCCACAUUCGCAGAGAUCACGGCAUCAACUCGCCAAUAUCCCGCAUGGCGGACAGACUUUGAAAGCAGAAGAAUGCUCCUGCGAAGGAACAGCGUUGGUGAGGGGAUCCUGGAGCGUAACUUGACCUUCAUCGAUACUCCUAGUGUUGAGGAUGAUCAGUCCUGCCGUCAACUUCUGGAGUUCACGAAAGACCUGCUCCAGCGCACAGCUCGAAUAGAGAGCAUGACCGACAGUGAAUUGAUGAGUCUAUUGAGUGGCGACGGCGGUGUUCAGAUUGAUGCGGUGCUCUAUCUGUUUGAUCCUACACCCGAUGCUGCAUCCCCAUCUGGAUUGAGCUCUGCACAUCAAGACCUCCUGCAACAUCUGUGCAAGUGGACGAACGUUGUCCCUCUAGUUGGACGAGCGGACACAGUCUCCUUUGAAGCGCUGAAGCUGCGAAAAGAACAAAUCAACGACACGCUGAGAUCUAUCAAAGCAGAGCCUUACCAUCUUAGUGAGCUCAGCGAACAGCCGGAUCAGGAACCAUUUGCCGUGUCUUCAGCAUAUGGUGACGACACAGAUGUCAUUGAUGCCAGCAUCCUUAUGUCCUCAGAAUACAUGCCACCACUGGUUCCUAGCGAACUUUCUAGAGUUGUCGACUGCUUGUUGUCGUCCGAGAACGUGGCUCGACUGCGACACCUGUCAGCCGCAAAGUUCCUGCUGUGGCGACAGGAGAAUCUCGGCUACCAUAUCGACUUCCGCAAACAGGCUAUGCUGCAAUCGCCACAGCUCGGAUACCAGACAACAGAAGUCACCAGCUCAGGCAGCUGCGUAGAAGAUCCAAGCAAGGUUCUCGUGCCACACUCAUCGUCUAGCUACUAUCGAUCUGCAUCUCCGGCCAUAUCAGACAACUCGGCGCUCUCCGGAGCCGUCAUUGGCACCUCCACUUUUGCGCUUGCCAAGUACAACGAGGAAGCACAAGGUACAGAGCCUUUCCGUCAGGUGAGACUCGCAAAAUGGGCACAAGACUUGCAGCGCAGCCUGAACAAUGAGCGCCGUCGAUACCAGCAUAUGUACACCAAUCCUCCCGCAGAAUGGAACGCCAGCGAUGACGGUAAUGCUCACGCUAUGGUCACUACCAAGGAAGGCCAGCGUCCGCCUCGCGGUCGUCUUGGCGGCGACCUCGGCGUCAUUGACCCUCGCGACCCCCUCGGCGUGCUUUCGUUCGCCCAGGCAUUUCGCAGGAGAGGUUUCUUCGCGCUGCAGAUUGUGGGCGGUUGCGGACUGGUGGGUGCUGUGGCAUACUGGGUGGUGAAGAAUUGGAUGGACGUGCAGGACUUCUUCGGAUUCACCCAGCCAGCGGUCAUGGUGCAUGCCAUUCCUGUUCUGCCACCGCCGUCGUCGAGAUACUCAACUCCCAUGUCCUGGCUGGAAGCGACGCCGUUCGGCGGACUGUUCGGCUGGAGUAGGUAG
Zymoseptoria tritici IPO323 is the source of this 2624-nucleotide messenger RNA. RefSeq lists its product as uncharacterized. Gene Ontology annotation, cellular component: septin ring; microtubule cytoskeleton; septin complex. Gene Ontology annotation, biological process: cytoskeleton-dependent cytokinesis. Lineage: Eukaryota; Fungi; Ascomycota; Dothideomycetes; Mycosphaerellales; Mycosphaerellaceae. The transcript has a single exon. Gene Ontology annotation, molecular function: GTPase activity; molecular adaptor activity; GTP binding. The record is from RefSeq and is a predicted model, not a curated record. The coding region runs from base 273 to 2624 and encodes 783 amino acids.